UAAGCUUUGCCUUGAGAAAGGGGGUAAACUCAUCUCCCAAACACACACACCAUAGGAUACGAUUAAUUGUGAAAAAAAAAUUAAAAAAGAUGAAGGUUUUUGUCAAAACAUUGAAGGGAACGCACUUCGAAAUCGAAGUUAAACCCGAAGAUACGGUUGCUGAUGUGAAGAAAAAUAUAGAAACUGUCCAGGGAGCAGAUGUUUAUCCUGCUGCACAGCAAAUGCUUAUCCAUCAGGGGAAAGUGCUUAAAGAUCCCACCACCUUGGAGGAGAACAAAGUUGCCGAAAGCUCUUUUAUUGUCAUUAUGUUAUCUAAGACUAAGGCACCUGCCGGUGAAUCUUCAACUGCCGCAGCUGCCCCACAGGCACCUCAAACAAGUGCCACUCCCCCAGCACCAGCUGCUACCCAGGCUCCUCCUCCAGCUGCUACACAGCCUGCAUCUGUUCCCCUAGCUACACCGGCUUCGGACCCAGCAUCCAUUGCGAAUGCCCCGCCAGAGAAUGUAUAUGAUCAAGCAGCAUCAAACCUGGUUGCAGGUAGCAAUUUAGAGGGUACAAUUCAGCAUCUUAUUGAUAUGGGUGGGGGGAUUUGGGACAGGGAUACAGUUGUUCGUGCUCUUCGUGCUGCCUACAACAAUCCAGAAAGAGCCGUGGAGUAUCUGUAUUCUGGUAUUCCUGAGCCAGCUGAUCUUCCACCAGCAGCAGGAGUUUCACCUGUGCCAGGUGUGCAGGCAGUAAACCCCCCUGCCCAGCCCCCACAAGCUACACAACCAGCAGCUGCCCCUGCAACUGGACCAAAUGCAAAUCCCUUGGAUCUCUUUCCACAGGGUCUUCCUGACAUGGGUACAAAUGCUCCUGGCGGUGCUGCAGGCAACCUUGAUUUUCUCCGUAACAGUCCACAGUUCCAAGCACUUAGAGCCAUGGUGCAGGCUAAUCCACAAAUAUUGCAGCCUAUGCUUCAAGAGUUGGGGAAGCAAAAUCCUCACUUGGUGAGACUCAUUCAAGAGCAUCAGGCUGAUUUCCUUCGCUUGAUCAAUGAACCUGUUGAAGGGGGAGAGAACGUACUUGGAGAUCUUGCCGGAGGAAUGCCACAGGCCGUGACCGUGACAGUUGAGGAACGUCAGGCCAUUGAACGUCUAGAAGCAAUGGGAUUCGAUAGAGCACUAGUAUUAGAGGUCUUCUUCGCAUGUAACAAGAACGAGGAGCUUGCAGCUAAUUAUCUAUUAGACCACAUGCACGAAUUCGAAGACUAGUAUUGUUGAUUAAUGGUGAUUGGCUAAUCCUCUACUUCGUUUCUGUGUUUAUUUUUAUCUUUUCUGGGUUCAUCUUUUUAUUUCCGAGUGCUUUUACUUGUGGAAAUAUGGGAUUGUCGGGAAAGACGGAACAUUGGAUUGUAACCAGAUCUCUCGUCUCUUAUUUAAUUUGCACUUGCUCUGUAAUUUGGAACUUCUGGUUGUCUUUGUAUGACAAUAGUAUCGUUCGCCUCUUUGGCUCUUUAUCA
This is a messenger RNA of Erigeron canadensis, 1501 nucleotides long. RefSeq names its product ubiquitin receptor RAD23d-like. The record is from RefSeq and is a predicted model, not a curated record. Lineage: Eukaryota; Viridiplantae; Streptophyta; Magnoliopsida; Asterales; Asteraceae. The transcript has 13 exons. Gene Ontology annotation, molecular function: proteasome binding; ubiquitin binding; polyubiquitin modification-dependent protein binding. Bases 90 to 1253 code for a protein of 387 amino acids. Gene Ontology annotation, biological process: proteasome-mediated ubiquitin-dependent protein catabolic process; nucleotide-excision repair. Gene Ontology annotation, cellular component: cytosol; nucleoplasm.